This is a messenger RNA of Chenopodium quinoa (quinoa), 3289 nucleotides long. RefSeq lists its product as uncharacterized. NCBI's taxonomy places the organism in Eukaryota, Viridiplantae, Streptophyta, Magnoliopsida, Caryophyllales, Amaranthaceae. The transcript is spliced from 5 exons. The coding region runs from base 503 to 1285 and encodes 260 amino acids. The record is from RefSeq and is a predicted model, not a curated record.
UAUACAUUAAAUUUUCAACAGUUACCUUUAAAGCACCUAUAAUUUCAAAAGCUAAUAUUUCUAACUUUUCAUAAAAGCUACCUUCAUCACUAUAAGCUACCCUAACCACUACUUUGCUAAACACUUACAUUUUUGUUAAGUAGUGGUUUAAACAAGUCAAACCAUUAAAACCAUUAAAAGCUACUUAAACACGAGCACCGAACGCACCCUUAGAUUGUCCCAUAGUUACCACAUUAAAAACAAAAUUUACUCAUACUUAUCAAAUGACAAAACUGUAAAUAAAUCAACAAAUAUGAUUCAUAGAUUGUUAAAAAAAAAAAAAAAAAAAAAACUUCAUAAGUAAUUUGAGUACAUAACAUUUCUCACUCCAAUUCACAUUCGAUUCUAUAAUAUUCUCUCUACUAUUCCAUAAACUCAUCAUCUUUCAACUCCAAUUCUCAUUCGAUUUUUGCGCCAAUUUUCUCACACCUAGGGUUUAUCCCCAAAUUCCCCUCCCCAAAUCAUGGAAACCAGAGACGAAGUAGGGGAAAUCGAGAGCUUGGAGAAGGGAUUAAUAUCUUCAGAAGCUACCGAAAAUGGCGAUUUUACAGCAGAAGAAGACGAUUCAACGGUGAUUUACACGGCGUCGUUUGAUGAAAUGGAAGAGAAUUUCGUCAAGUAUCAAACAGCUCAAUGGGUGUUGUAUUCUUUGGUGUUGAUAUUAGCUUGGGGAAUUGGGUUAUUGAUGUUGUUGUAUGUUCCUGUUCGAAGAUUUAUUUUGCGCAAAGAUAUUCGGUCUCGAAAACUUUAUGUCACCCCUGAUGCUAUUGUUUAUAAAGUCACAAGGCCAGUGGCUUUCCCUUGUUUUGGUGUUUUACAAAAGGAAAAAUAUGUGUUGCUGCCCUCGGUAGCAGAUAUUGUAAUUGAGCAAGGGUAUUUGCAGUCCUUUUUUGGUGUUCACUCUGUUCGAAUUGAAAAUGCUGGUGUGAGAAGACCGCCUAGCGAUGAUCUUCAGAUUCAAGGUAUAACAAAUCCAAGUGCCUUCCGAAAGGCUGUUCUUACUCACCUCUCAAUUGUGAGAACUGAGGCUUCCUCUGCACAAGUACCUGUAAUUGAAGGUCCUCAAACUUUUAUAGGUGGCCAUCCACAAGUUGUUGGGAUGUCUCCUUCACAAUCUAAACAUGAUGCUAUUCCUCCUAAUGAGCUGGGACUUCUACAAAAACUAGAGGAGGUUGGGACGUCUAUCAAGGUAAGAUAUGCGAGGUCACUUUAUGUUUCUGAGUUAUACUUGUUGGCAUGGUUUUAGUUGGGUUUUUCUGUUUGUUGUUUGGUCAGAGAGUUCAUAAUUUAAUCGAGCAGCAUUAUUCUCAAGCAGAAACUUCAGAUUGAGGUAAGACGACUUAAAUCGGAAACUAGAUCUGAGUACUACUAUGUUCUUGAACUGAAGUAAGUGUUUUCGUUUUCAGAGAUCCUUGGCAUUACUUGUCUUCUAUAUUAAAUUGCAUGUUAUCAUUACUAGAAAUUGACUACCUACUUGCUGAAGGAUGGCUUCUGAUUUCCUCUUCAUAACUUGGGAGCAACUUGCGUACAGAAUAGGGUGUAAAUACAACCUUUGUCUCGAUUCUAAAUUGUCCUUUUAAACCUUUUUUUUUUUUUUUUUUUUUUUUUUUUUUUUUUUUUGGGGGGGGGGGGGGGAAGGGGAGUGUGAAGGGUAAAGGUGAAGAAAGGCAACAGUGUGAUCAUCCUGCUGAUUAUUUUAUCUGUUUAUUCUGACUUAUUCUCUAGAAUAUUCUAAAAUGAUAUGUACAUUCUUCUUGCAAGAAAUCCUCCAAGGUUCCUCUUUUGCUAACUAUUGGUAAUACAGAUUCCUCAAAAAAACUAUUGGUAGUACAGAAAGUUGCCGGUGAAUAUAUUUAGUUUUAAUUCUAGUGCUUAUUUUUUCAAGUUAUAGGGAGUUUGAAGAUUAUAUGCUUUUGUAAGAGCGUUUCUGAAUAUAUAUAGUUUUGAUUCUAGUGCUUAAUAUAACCAGUUAUAGGAAGUUUGAAAAUUACCUAUGCUUUUGUAAGGGCAUUUCUGUAAACUAGGAAAAAAUACUUUAAAGAGAACCUGUGAUGCUCAGACUCACCAGGUAUCCUUAUGGCUUAAGAUGCCAUAACAGGACCCAUCUAUGGACGUUGUAUAUGGUUCUGAAUCGGGGGAUAGAACUCAUUGUUCGUCCCCUAUUGAAGAAUGAAAUUAUACUUCUUUCUUUGAAAUAACAAACAGCCUCAUCAGUCAUCCAUCUCUUUGCCACAGGCACCAGUACUGGCUCAGUGCCCCUACCUUUUCAAAUUUAAUUAGAGUUUACAUUGAAAGUCCUAGUUUAGUAGGUAAGAACAAAUGGAAGUUAUCUUGUAUUUUUUGCUGACAAAUGAAAAGGACCUUGAGAGAUGAGAAGCAGAUUGAAGAUGUAACACAAAAGAAAUAGAAUAGGGGCUAUGUUGUGUGUGUUGUAUUUGCCAAAGAAGUCAAGUGAGGAGAGGUUAAAUAAUCAAAGUAUUACAGAGUAGUUCACCAUUAGGUUUUCAACUCUUGUUGCUAUUAUGUAUUUGCUAAUUCAUUCUGUCCCAAUCCGUGGUCUAUCUUUACCUGCUCCAGUCUGGUCCUUGAUUCCCAGAAACUGUUUUAUUUAUUUUUAUUUACUUUUAUUUUAUUUUAUUUUUUUAAUAAACCCUGAAACUGGAUUUAAUUGUUAGCUGUGUCUCUGGUAUUGGUAGAAUUGCUUCCAAGAAAAUUAGCCACUUUCAAACAAUCAGUACAGCUCUGCUCUUUAGGCUGAGUUGGUACUGAUCUUCCUUUGAAAGCUAAAUGUUUAAUUGUCAGAAUUCUAUCUCUGAAGCCACCUGAAUACCUGUGAUAUAAGUUAUAUGUGAAAGGCCUGAUGCUCAAAGUCAUCUGCAAUACCUGAGUAUGCUGAAGCCUCUAGGAAGCAUCGUUGGUGCUAGUCACGAAAAGUAGCCAUCAGUAGAACAUUAUUACAUUGUGUUGGCAACAUUCAUCAUAUGAUUAUUCCAGAUCAUUGACGGAGCAAAUUAAUUGUCAAGGCUGGUAAGUUACCAAGCAAGGUAACAGGCCAUUGCUCAUAUGAAGUACAGAGUAUGUUAUAUAAUAUGCAUCAGAAUUGCGUUGGAUGCUUGUAUAACAUCACCUUUGUUUUGAAUAACAAGUACUACUAUGGCAACGUGGCUUACAUACUUCUAAAGUUCUAAUGUGUAAUGUUUACAAGUUUAUUUCUUUGUUUGGACAUAGUUUGAAAGGAGUUGCAUUUGAA